This is a messenger RNA of Trichomonas vaginalis G3, 1089 nucleotides long. Its product is annotated as DNA primase, eukaryotic-type, small subunit family protein. Bases 1 to 1089 code for a protein of 362 amino acids. Gene Ontology annotation, cellular component: alpha DNA polymerase:primase complex. The transcript has a single exon. The record is from RefSeq and is a predicted model, not a curated record. Gene Ontology annotation, biological process: DNA replication, synthesis of primer. Lineage: Eukaryota; Parabasalia; Trichomonadida; Trichomonadidae.
AUGUCUGUAAUUGACGAAGAACUUUUACGGAAAUAUUAUAGUGACAAAUUCCCACUUGAGGACAUCAAACAAUGGAUAAGUUACGGUGGAAACGAACCACUCGAAAAUCGCGAGUGUGGUUUCUUCUUUGAUGACGAGAAAUUCAUGAGAUGGCAAACAGUAGACGUUCUCAGAAGAUUAGCUUUAGCAAAUCCACCUCAACGUAUGGAAAUCGGACCUGUUUACACACAUCCAAUCGCAAUUCGUCAACAACAGUCACCUGGAGAAUUCCGUCCAAAGUCAAAAGAAUUAAUAUUCGAUCUUGAUGCUGAUGAUUUCAAAGACAUUAAAUGCUGUUGCGGCGAUUCCGAAAUUUGCGAAAAAUGCUGGCCUUAUAUGCACUGCGCUAUCGACUGUCUUACAACAAUUCUUCGCACAAACUUCGGCUUCAAGAAGAUUUUCCCUGUUUUUUCAGGUCGUCGUGGUAUUCACAUUUGGGUUUGUGAUAAGAAGGCAAGAGAACUUUCUGCUGCUGUUCGUGACAAGAUAGUUCAUUACUUGAACCUCAAAGAAAUUACAGAAAUGGAUAAUUUCCUUCUAAACGCAAGUCCUUUACUUAAACAAAUGCUCCCAUCAUGCGAAAAGUACUUCUGCAAGAUUUAUCGUACACAAAACAUCUUCAAGAAUCAAAAAACAUCAGAAAGAGCAUACAAACUUCUCGGAUCAGAAACAAUUAAACAAAUUAAUAAAAUUAUCGAUUCUACACAUGGAACAGACGAAGAAAGAUGGGAAUCAGUCAAAACAAUGGCAUUCAAGGGCAAGACUUUUGCAGAAUCUGAUCAAUAUAAGAGACUUAUUGUAUUUUAUUCUUUCCCACGUUUGGAUGAAAACGUUACAAAAGGUAUGAACCACCUUCUUAAGAGUCCAUUUUCUGUCCAUCCAAAAUCAGGUUUUAUCUCUGUUCCAAUUCCUCCAGAAAAAUACGAAUUACUUCCGCAAACAUGGGUUCCUUCCUUCGAGAAACUCAUGAAAAAUGAACCAGAAGCAGUUCAAGUGUUUGAGGAAUCCAAGAGAUUGUUGAAAGAACAUGCUUCUAAGCCUGAUGAAUAA